GUCAGAAGGAGCUCGUCUUACGCUGAUGUUUCUCCCUCCCUCCCUCUAAAACGUUUCUCUCUCUAAACAAGCAACUAAACGCUCUCUCUCUCUCUCUCUAGAACAAUUCCAUCUUUCUCUCUCUCUAGAACAAGAGGAGCAGCUGCACGGAUAGAGAAACAAAAACAGUGAUUGAGAUUGAGCACUCCAAUGCAGAUUCAGAAGCAAUAUAAGUCUCAGGUUGAAUGCAAAUGAUCUUGAAGUGAAAUAUUAGGGUUUUGGGAUGAGAAGCUGUUCAGGGAAUUAGGGUUUUCCUGGUCUGAUUUUCUCUUUGAAAAGUUGAGUUAUUGUUGAAUUGGGAAUUUGCAUUUACUUCUACAUUGUUUGAUUUAGAGUUAUCGAUUGGAUAAGGAGUUAGAAUAUGAGUUCAGAGGUGUAACACGCAUGGUUUUCAUCGAUUUCAUGGUCCAAGGUUAAUUUUCCAUUGAUCGAACUGGUUAUCUUGGGUUUCGUGGUUCUCUCUCUCUGAAGCUUUCUUGAUCAGAAGGAAUGCAGACUAAACCUAAGAGAAAAACAGUUACAGAGAAUGGAGAUGGAGGUGAUGAAUUGGCUUUGGCCACUGCUAUUGGUAAUGGUGAAGAUUUGGCCCCAAUUGUUCGUCAAGCCUUUGAGUUUGGGAAGCCUGAUGCCCUACUUUUGCAGUUGAAAUCCUUUGUCAAAAAGAAAGAAGUCGAGAUUGAAGAUCUCUGCAAACUUCAUUAUGAAGAAUUCAUUCGAGCAGUUGAUGAGCUCCGAGGGGUUUUGGUUGAUGCAGAUGAGCUCAAGAAUGGCCUCUCUUCUGAAAAUUAUAGGCUUCAAGAAGUGGGUACCUCUCUCUUAGCCAAGCUUGAAGCCCUACUGGAUGCCUACUCAGUUAAGAAGAACGUCACUGAAGCAAUGAGGCUUUCAAAAUUUUGCGUUCAAGUAGCUGAUUUAGCAGCAAAAUGUAACAAACAUAUUGCUAGCAAUAACUUCUACCCAGCUCUGAAAACACUGGACUUGAUAGAGAGAGACUAUUUGCAGAGAAUACCGGUUAGGGUUUUCGGCCAACUUCUCGAGAACCAAAUUCCCAUUAUCAAAACCCAUAUAGAGAAGAAGGUUAGCAAAGAAUUCAAUGACUGGCUUGUUCAGGUAAGGAGCACUGCAAGAGAAAUUGGGCAACUGGCUAUUGGGCAAGCUGCUUCAGCUCGACAAAGAGAAGAAGAGCUUCGAGCUCGACAGAGACAAGCUGAGGAGCAAAGUAGAUUGGGAGCAAAGGAUUGUGUUUAUGCCCUUGAUAUAGAGGAACCAGAUGAGGGUUCAGUUCUCAAAUUUGACCUAACGCCAGUUUAUCGAGCCCAUCACAUCCAAACCUGCUUGGGCUUACAAGACCAGUUUCGAGAUUACUAUUACAAGAACCGAAUGCUCCAGCUUAACUCUGACCUUCAAAUCUCAUCUACUCAACCUUUCUUAGAGUCCCAUCAAACCUUCUUUGCCCAAAUUGCUGGUUAUUUUAUAGUGGAGGACAGGGUUUUAAGAACAGCAGGCGGUUUGCUCUCGAAUUCUCAGGUUGAAACCACUUGGGACACUGCAGUUGUAAAAAUGACCUCAAUUUUAGAGGACCACUUUUCUCGAAUGGAUACAGCGAGCCAUCUUCUUUUGAUAAAAGACUAUGUGACACUUUUGGGUGCUACCUUAAAGCGGUAUGGGUACCAUGUGGGUCCUUUGCUAGAGGUCUUAAAUAACAGUUGGGACAAGUACCAUGAGCUCCUCUUUGAAGAGUGUAGGAAGCAGAUAACUGAUGUGCUUGCAAAUGAUACCUAUGAGCAAAUGGUUAUGAAGAAAGAGUACGAGUAUAAUAUGAAUGUCUUGUCUUUCCAUCUUCAAACCUCAGACAUAAUGCCAGCUUUCCCUUAUAUCGCUCCAUUUUCAGCUACUGUUCCUGACUGUUGCAGGAUUGUGAGGUCGUUUAUAGAGGACUCGGUGAGCUACUUGUCAUAUGGUGCGAACAUGGAUGUCUACGAUGUUGUGAAAAAGUAUUUGGACAAGCUCUUGAUAGAUGUUUUGAAUGAGGCUUUGCUCAAAGCUAUCUAUGGCAAUACGAGUGUGGUAUCUCAAGCAAUGCAAAUGGCUGCUAAUAUUACCGUUUUAGAGAGAGCAUGUGAUCUUUUCCUUAGGCAUGCUGCUCAACUUUGUGGGAUCCCAGUAAGGCUUGCUGAAAGGCCCCAUGCCUCUCUCUCUGCUAGAGCAGUCUUUAAGACCUCUCAGGACGCAGCCUACCAUGCUUUGCUAAAGCUUGUUAACUCUAAGUUGGACGAGUUCAUGGCUUUAACUGAUAGUAUCAAUUGGACCUCAGAUGAGGUCCAACAAAAUGGAAAUGAGUACUUAAACGAGGUCAUAAUUUAUCUCGAGACGCUUCUCUCUACUGCUCAACAAAUCUUGCCCCUAGAGGCUCUGUACAAGGUGGGAAGUGGGGCUCUCCAGCACAUAUCAGAUUCAAUUGUUGACACCCUUUUGAGUGACGGUGUUAAGAGAUUUAACCUAAAUGCCAUCUUGGGUAUUGACAAUGAUUUGAAGGCAUUGGAGUCGUUUGCUGAUGAGAGGUUCCAAAGCACUGGUUUGAGUGAGGUGCACAAAGAAGGGAACUUGCACGAUUGCUUGAUCGAGGCUCGCCAGUUGGUAAACCUUCUAACGAGUUCUACACCUGAGAAUUUCAUGAAUGCUGUUAUAAGAGAGAAGAACUACAAUGCUUUGGACUAUAAGAAGGUGGCUUCCAUUUGUGAGAAGUUCAAGGAUUCACCAGACAGGCUGUUUGGGAGCUUGGCGAGCCGGAAUUCAAAGCAAACUGCACACAAGAGGUCAAUGGAUGCGUUGAAGAAGAAAUUGAAGGACCUCAGCUGAUGAAUUUGCCAGGUGGAAGGAUGUUCUUAGAGGAUCCUUAAAGUUCAUUUAUUUUUAUUUACUAUUUAUACCCUUUUGAAAUAGAUCUGUUUUUGUAUGUAGGAAUUUUUGGCAUUAGGCUGCCAUCGUUGUUUGUUUAUUUCUGGGAAAUUUGGAUGCUUUCCCGAGUAGUGUUGACCCUGUUUUGGCAUGUUAUUUCGGUGGUGCAAAUUGGAUGUGCAUUUCUUAGUAUAUGUAUGUAAUUAUUUAGAUUUUAUAAUUAUUUAGAUUAUCUGAA
Amborella trichopoda is the source of this 3175-nucleotide messenger RNA. RefSeq names its product exocyst complex component sec15A (gene SEC15A). Gene Ontology annotation, cellular component: membrane; exocyst. Gene Ontology annotation, biological process: intracellular protein transport; Golgi to plasma membrane transport; exocytosis. Lineage: Eukaryota; Viridiplantae; Streptophyta; Magnoliopsida; Amborellales; Amborellaceae. The record is from RefSeq and is a predicted model, not a curated record.